Molecule: messenger RNA, 461 nt
Organism: Drosophila santomea
Lineage: Eukaryota; Metazoa; Arthropoda; Insecta; Diptera; Drosophilidae
Product: outer dense fiber protein 3-like protein 2
Exons: 2
Coding region: 145-384 (79 amino acids)
Source: RefSeq, a predicted model, not a curated record
UUGAUUUACAUGGCAAUGUUUCAUUUCUUAAUUCAACUGCUCUCGGCUCACAUACAUUUUUUUCCAAAAAUUUCACUUGUCUGCCAAAUCUUAGAUAUUUAAAUUAGUAUUGUCGAAAUUUGCUUCAACGAAUAAUUUGUGAAUAUGUCUAGGAACUAUGGACCUGGACCUGGAGCUUACAUGCUACCCAGCAGUUUCGGACAGAAAGGACCGCAGUUCUCCUUCGGCCGCAGAAUAGAUCGCCGUAGAGAUGAGAAACCUGGACCGGGUCCUGCUGCUUAUAAGGUGGAUAAGGUGACUCGCUACGGAAACUCGGAGGGACCACAGUUCUCCAUGUACGUUAGGAACGCCAAGAUGAAGCCCCUUCCCAUUCGAUUCUCUUGAAGAUUCGAUUCUGAUUCGAUUGAGUGACCAAGUAAAAUCUAAUAAGCAGCUUCAAAUAUAUUCGAUGUUGUGAUAUA